Messenger RNA from Pezoporus occidentalis (night parrot), 3061 nucleotides. RefSeq names its product PDZ domain containing 7 (gene PDZD7). The record is from RefSeq and is a predicted model, not a curated record. Lineage: Eukaryota; Metazoa; Chordata; Aves; Psittaciformes; Psittacidae. Gene Ontology annotation, biological process: auditory receptor cell stereocilium organization; sensory perception of sound. Gene Ontology annotation, molecular function: protein binding. The transcript is spliced from 17 exons. Gene Ontology annotation, cellular component: cilium; stereocilia ankle link complex; plasma membrane. The coding region runs from base 300 to 3020 and encodes 906 amino acids.
GGCGGGAAGCGGCGCUGUCUCCCCCCGUCCUCUCCGUCCCCCCCGCUCGCAGGUGUCUCUUUCACCGGUGGCACCAUGGGGACAGGCUGUGCCGCUGCUCCCGGGACCGGUCCUGCCAGCUCCGGGCACCCACGCCAGCCGUCCCCGCUAUCGCGCUGCUAGGAGGGAGCAGUCCCGAGCCCGGGCAUGUGCUGCUGGAAUAUGCCAUGUCCCUCCCCGGCCGGCGGGCAGCCCCAGCCCCGUGAGGACACAGCCAGCCCCGAGCCGGACACCGGGACACCGGGGUGCCCAGCGCCGCCAUGGCCCAGGGCUGGGAUGCGGAACUGUCGGGGAUGACGGCAGGCAGCCGGUCAUGGAGCUCCAGUAGCGAGGCCAGCCUGGCGCCCCGCUACCUCCUCAGCAAGCAGAGCCGCCUGCUCAACGGGACCACCCGGGGCAGCCGCACCGCCUCCCCCAUGGGCCGUGUCAUCCUCAUCAACACCCCCAUUGAAGCCAGCAGCAACGAGAGUGACAUCAUCAACGCCAUCACGGUGGAAAAGAGUGUGGAUGGCAAGCUUGGCUUCAGUGUCCGGGGUGGCUCCGAGCACGGGCUGGGCAUCUUUGUCAGCAAAGUGGAGGAGGGCAGCGCUGCUGAGCAGGCUGGGCUGUGUGUUGGUGACAAGAUCACAGAGGUGAACAGUGUGAGCCUGGAGAACAUCACCAUGAGCAGCGCCGUCAAGGUCCUUACUGGCAACAACCGCCUCCGUAUGGUGGUCCGGCGGAUGGGCCGUGUGCCGGGCAUCAAGUUCUCCAAGGAGAAGACGGCGUGGGUGGACGUGGUGAACAGGCGCCUGGUGGUGGAGAAAAGUGGCUCAACUCCAUCGGAGAGUGGCUCUGAGGAUGGGCUGCGGCGCAUCGUCCACCUCUACACCACCUCUGAUGACUACUGCCUGGGCUUCAACAUCCGCGGUGGCAGGGAGUUUGGCCUCGGCAUCUACGUCUCCAAGGUGGACCCUGGGGGGCUUGCAGAGCAGAAUGGCAUUCGGGUGGGAGACCAAGUCCUUGCAGCCAAUGGAGUCAAGUUUGAAGACAUAAGCCAUAGCAAGGCAGUGGAGGUGCUCAAGGGGCAGACCCACAUCAUGCUAACCAUCAAGGAGACAGGCCGGUUCCCUGCCUACAAGGAGUUGGUGGCCGAGUACUGCUGGCUCAGUCGCUUGACCAACGGGCAGCUGCAGCAGCUCUCUCAGACCUCAGAGACCAGCUCCUCCAUCUCUUCCUACUCCUCGGGGCCAGUGCCAGGGGUGGUGAACGGGAUGGGGACAGCCACCCCAGGGCCCCCUGCCCGCACCGUGGACGUGGCCAUCUCCACGGAGGACGGCCCGCGGCGGAGCUGGGUGCGGGACCGUGCUGAGCGGGCCAUGCAGACCGAGCCAGCCGCCGAGGUGCUGCCAGAGAUGCGGCGCACGGUGCGGCCCCCCGAGCUGCUGCGGGACACAGCCAUCCGGGGCCAGGGUGCCCGCGAGCCCCCCGGUACCCAUCCACGACGGACCUUUGCCCACUCGCCCAAGACAGCCCUGCUGCUGGCACUGAGCCGGCCCCGGCAGCCCAUCACACGCUCACAGAGUGAUCUCACUGUUGCUGAGGAGAAGCGGAAAAAGGAGAAGCCAGAGGGACAAGGGGCCCGGGCAGGGGCCCCAGGGCUGCAUCGCUCCAAAACCCUCGUCAACCUCUUCUUCAAGGGGGGCCGUGCCACCAGCCAGAGCUGGGCCCCUCCCAGCCAGGAGCAGCCCGCUUCCGAACGCAGGGCACGCGCCAAGUCCCCAGGGCGCUCCGACGGGGACAGAGUAGGCGCUGUGCAGAAGUUUGUCAUCCGGAGCCUGAAGCGGGAGAAAAGCCGGCGUGCCAGCAUCCUAGGCCCCACAGGCAUUGCUGCCCUGCAGCCCAAUGGCAGCGACCCCGAGGCACGACUCACACACAUCCAGGACACUGCUGCACGCCUCCUGAGCCCUGACGAGGUGACGGCCGUGCUUCGCCACUGCUCCAGGUACCUGCAUGAGGGCAGCGUGGAGGAUUUGGUGCGGCCACUGCUGGCUAUCCUGGAUCGGCCUGAGAAGGUCCUGCUGCUGCGGGAUGUGAGGAGUGUGGUGGCUCCCACAGACCUGGGCCGGUUUGACAGCAUGGUGAUGCCCCUGGAGCUGGAAGCCUUUGAUGCCCUGAAGAGCCGCUCAGUGCGCUCACCUGCCCUGCGCCCAGCUCACCACGAUGUCCCUCCCAGGAGACACCUCAUUACACCAGUGCCUGACUAUCGCGGCGGGUUCCUGCUGAAGCCAGUGGGGGCCCCAGAUCUGGAGGGAGCCGAGGGGCUACAGGCGAGCCCGGGCCGGCCACGGGCCUCUGCCAGCCCCCGUCGGCUUCACCCAUGCACCUACACCCCGCUCCCCGACGUGCCAGUGGAUGCCUACGCCAGCACCAGCCGGCCCCUGGCCCCCACUGCCCCCAGGCCUCCCAACUGGCUGCUGGCUGAGGCCCCCCUGGGCGAGGGACAUGGGCACUCACGCAGCUCCCGGCACAAGGAGGCCUCCGGCAUGGUGCCCGAUGGGGGGCUCGAGCUGCUGGGGAAGGCUCGGAGAGCACGCCCCCCCCUUGCACCUCUCUUUGGAGGGCCAGGGGGUGAGGCAGAAGCUGGGGUGGCCACCAAUGGCCCUAGGGAUGCUGGCAGAGAGGAAGAGGAGGAAGAGGAGGAGUAUCAGCUGCUUACAGUCACCCUCUCCAAGCUGAAGCACUCGCUGGGGAUCAGCAUCUCUGGAGGCAUCGAGUCACGGGCACAGCCGGUAGUGAAGAUUGAGAAGAUCUUCCCUGGGGGAGCUGCCUUCCUCAGCGGCAUCCUCAAGGCCGGUCAGGAGCUGGUGUCAGUGGAUGGACAGAGCCUGCAGAACGUCACCCACCAGCGGGCUGUGGACAUCAUCCGCCAGGCCUACCGCAACAAGGCCAAGGAGCCCAUGGAGCUAGUGGUGCGGGUGCCUGGAGGUGCCCGAGAGUGAUGCUGUACAUAUCCCCCUCUUCAAGAAACCAUCCUGUGCUC